Molecule: messenger RNA, 1095 nt
Organism: Ylistrum balloti
Lineage: Eukaryota; Metazoa; Mollusca; Bivalvia; Pectinida; Pectinidae
Exons: 2
Coding region: 1-1095 (364 amino acids)
Biological process (GO): G protein-coupled receptor signaling pathway
Cellular component (GO): membrane
Molecular function (GO): G protein-coupled receptor activity
Source: RefSeq, a predicted model, not a curated record
AUGGGAGGAAUUGUGGAGCAGGGAACACUAUCAGGACACAGAUGUCAACAUAGUCGUUUAGAAAUGUGUGCAAAUGUGGAACAAAGAGACAUUGGUGUUUUGACGGAUCUGAUGAAUUCCUCCGUUAACCAGUCCAAUGAUAUGCCUCCGGGUUCUCCAGUCCUGGAAAUAGCACCGGGUUGGCUGACUAUUUGUGUCCUGGUCAUCAGUGGAGGGACCCUAAUAGUAAAUAUCCCAGCUGCUGCUUUGGUCAUUUUUGCCAAACAGAAAUUCCCGCACUUUCGGAGUAGUCACCUUUUCUCACUGAGUCUCACCGAUACAUUUGUUGGUAUUUCGUUGAUCCCGAUAUUGUUGACCUAUGUCUUUCCUGGCCACAGAAUCUCCUACUGGGGAUGUAAUGCGGUAUUCCUGUUUUUUGCAAUGUCACACUGUAAUUCGAAGACGCAAGUUACUGUAAUCUGUUUUGAUAGAUUGUUACUACUGAUCAGGCCAGAUUGGAAAUACGUAGGCAAUUAUCAGAAUCGAAUGCUUGCAAUAAACAUAGUAACUUUGGUAGUCAUUUGUAGUAUAAUGACACUGCCGUUUUGGAUAUUUGCCAAACCAGGUGAUCAUGACUUUAAAUGUGAACUGGACAAUUUAUUUCUUGAGGACAUCACCAGCUUCUGCCUCUAUACAGGGACAGUCGCGUUUGUCGUUCACACGCUUAUUGUGGGAGUUUGUUUUGCAAUGAUUAAAAUUCUGCAGAAAAGACUUCGUGCAUUCCAGAAAAUACAGCCUCAACAAGACCCGGAUAGUAUUACAUCAGCAGGCCGAGACGAGCGUCGACAAAGGAUGCGAAAAGAGGAAGCAUUGAGGCUAGAGACUCGAGGUAUUGUCACCAUUCUAAGCAUUGCGGCCAUCUACACUGUCUGUGUUACUCCUCUAAACCUCGGACUGUUAGCCCAAGGUCUCGGACUCAUUUCAAAGGUCAAACGAACAACACGCCACGUACUUAUAACAUUCAGCUGUUUGAACUCGGCAAUCAAUCCCCUGGUGUAUUGUUUUAGGGUACCGCAUGUUAGGCGAGCUGUGCAAAUUCUUCUGCAGAAAAUGUAA